UCCGGGGCCGCCGGGCUCUGCAGACACCGGCGCUGGGCUCCUUGAGGCUGCCGGCGCGGUGUGCUCGGGGUGCCGGGGCACCCACACCGCCACCCGGCUCGCUGCCCGCCGCGUGUACCCCCCGGGCUCUCCCGAGCCCGAACGAUGCGGGCUGAGCCCGGGGCCGGGGCUGACCGCCGGUCCGGCGGGGUCCGUCCUGCCCGGCCACAGCUGCGGCUGCAGCUGCGGGGCUGCCCCGGCUCGGAGCCGGGCGCCGCAGGUUGCAUCCGGACAGCACUUGACCAGCUGUUUUGUGUAUUUUCUAAUUUCGUGCAGAACAGGGCAGCGGUCAUUGAGGUAAUCUGUAGAUCCGUGGCUUUAAGGGAUAAAUUAGAGCAUUGGAUUUGAUCCGUAUUGCAGUGGAUUAGAGCAACCUCUCCCCCCUCCCCUUCUCCUCCUCCCACCCCUCCUUUCCAGUUCACUCCCCCCUCCUCCAGCACCACCUUUUUUCCUCUCAUGCAAUACCAAAACUGACCCUGCCUGGCAGAGAGACUGCUAGGCGAACGGAGCAGUGCUCGCAUCACCAGCACACCGCGGGAGCCGCCUCUCCCCUUCCAGCCGCUGCAGCCCCUCCGGGGCACCGCUGCUGCGAGUUCCCGGGAGGUUGGCGCCGGGGCUGAGGUGUCUCCUCCGGGAACCGGGGAGCGGUCGCUGCCCACGGGCUGUCCCUUUGCUUCGGCCCGGCAGGGGCCGUGGGGCGGCGGCGAGGGAGAGCGGCCCCCGGAGGGCAUUUCCCGAAGGCAGCGGGGCCGGGACCCGGCAGGAAAUGGAAGGAUGAAGUGUGCAGCCGGAGCGGUGAUGUUCCUUCUCUCCUUGAUUUCCCCCGCAGGAACGUAAUCCGCAAUGCUAGUUCUCAGGUUGCUCAAUGUUGUCGCUCCAGCCUACUUCUUGUGCAUCUCCCUAGUGACCUUCGUCCUCCAGAUCUUUGUCUUCAUCCCCAGCAUGUUCAGAGACCCUUCCACCACCUCACUUUUCUCGCCUGCUCUGCUGCAUGGGGCCCUCUUCCUCUUCCUCUCAGCUAAUGCCCUGGGCAACUACGUCCUUGUGAUCCAGAACUCCCCUGAGGACUUGGGCAAGGACUUAAACUUGGGCAAAGGAGCCGAAGUGGCAGACUGGCUGGAUGGAAGCAGGUCCCCUGGCUCAGCCUUGCCCGGCACUCACUUCUGUAGACUGUGUGCCAGAGUCACCCAGAGGCAUGACCACCACUGUUUCUUCACAGGGAACUGCAUUGGGAGCAGGAACAUGCGAAACUUCAUCAUGUUCUGCCUCUACACCUCCCUGGCUUGCCUUCACUCCCUGGUGGCAGGCAUGGCUUAUAUUUCUGCUACACUCUCCAUGUCCUUUGUGGACCCACUGGCCUUCCUCACUCUUCUGCCUCACUCCAUCAGCCAGUUCUUCUCAGGAGCUCUCCUUAGCUCCGAGAUGUUUAUCAUCCUUAUGCUCUACCUCUGGCUUGGGAUUGGACUGGCCUGCGCCGGCUUCUGCUUCCACCAGAUGCUGCUGAUCCUGCGUGGGCAGACACGGUACCAGGUGCGGAAGGGAAUGCUGGUAAGAGCCCGGCCCUGGAGGGAGAACCUGCAAGAAGUCUUUGGCAAGAAGUGGCUGCUUGGACUUUUCAUCCCUGUGCAGAAUAUGGAGAGUAGCUACCGUAGGCAGAAAGAGAAAUAAAAUCCCCAUGUGUGUGUGCAUCCCACGCACACAACACCUUC
Messenger RNA from Taeniopygia guttata (zebra finch), 1748 nucleotides. The record is from RefSeq and is a predicted model, not a curated record. Lineage: Eukaryota; Metazoa; Chordata; Aves; Passeriformes; Estrildidae.